AUCUUACCCGCUCUAACCACCUACCCUCGAGAGUACCUGCAUUCCCGAACGGGUUGGCAUAACUGAAGUGCCGCACUCCAUUCUCGACGCUUUACGAAUUACAAGUAGGCAGUGCUACAAAGUGGAAAAAUACAUGUACAAACUCUGAUGUGCCUAAAGCAAAAAUAUUCCUUGAAUUACAAACAAAUUUUGGGUGCUGAACACAGCACUCUGGAGGAGGACGGGGACACUGUCAGACUGCUACGUCCUGGACGUGGAAGUAUCGGUGACGGCAUGCUCCUAGCCGUCGACGGCAUCGCGGAACGCUACGAGUGGAGGCGACGCCGCCAGUUGCCUCGGAUGGGUAAGCGCGGGCUGCGCCAGGCUCUCCGGCGCCUCCGGCACUGCUCCAUGUGGCUCGUGCUGCUGCUGGGCUGCGCGCGCGCCGACGACGAGGCCAUGCCCAGGCUGAUGGUGGUGGCGGACGUGGGCCAGGAGGCGCAGGCCAACAGCCUGCGGGGCGGGCUGGCGGACGGCUGGGCCGCGCAGGUCGUGUUCGUGGACCGCGAGUCCGACAUGGAGGCUGCGCCGGCGAGCAGCCCCGGCUCCACCAGCGGGACCACGCCGACCACCAUCCAGGGAGUGUGCACGGCGCUCACGUCGGCGGCCUUGGUGCUGGACAUGACCUGGAGCGGGUGGGAGCGCCUGCGCUGGCUGGCGCACGCCGCCGGCGUGCCCUACGUGCAGGCUGACGUCUCGGUGCGGCCAUUCCUACAGGCGGCCGACGACGUCCUCCGCUUCCGCAACAUCAGCGACGCGGCCCUGGUGUUCGACGGCGACCUGGAGAUGUCGCAGGGCAUCUACUACCUGGUGGGACGCUCGCCUCUGCGGGUCGUCGUGCUCCCCGGCCUCGACGGCGACGCCUGGGAGCCGAGCGGCCCGGCGGGGCGCCUGGGCGCCAUGCGGCCCACGCCUAGCAUGCACGUGCUGCUGUCCGGCGAGGUGGACGCCAUGGCGGAACGGGCGGCCCAGGCCGGCCUGGUGGGCAGGUACACGCGGUGGAUGCUGGUGGACACGGCCGUGUCCGGGGCCACGCGCGACGCCCGCCAGCUGCAGAACACCACGAUCCCCGUGACCCUGCUCACGGCGCGCGCCUCCCUCUGCUGCUCGCUGCGCGGCGGGGGCUCGCGCGGGAUGGGCCCCGGGGACAGCUGCACCUGCGCCCAGCCGCAGCGCCUCCACGAGCUCCUCAUCCCCGCCGUCGUGGACCUGCUGCAGCAGCUGGCCGUGGAGGCCCACCGCCAGGGCGUGCCCCUGCAGGUGGAGCGGGGGGUGGACGCGGCCACCAUCUGCAGGGCCUCCAGGGACACCCCGACGCAGAACGCGAGCAGUCCCGCCAUCGACAUGCUGCGCCAGCUGGCGGGGCAGCUGCCGGGGCUGCUGGUGCAGCGCCUGGACCACCGCUCGGACGUCGCGCUCCUCCCGGACCUGGUGCUGGACGUGGCCGUCGUGCCCAUGGGGAACGGCGCCACCGACGGCGGGGACGCCGAGGGGGACGUGGUGGGCGAGUGGUCCACCACGAGGGGCUUCACGGCGCGCGCCGAGCUGCCCGCCCUCCGCCGCUACUUCCGCAUCGGCAUCGUCGAGAGCACGCCGUGGACGUACCGCGCCGAGGACGGGUCCUGGACGGGCUACUGCGUGGACUUUGCCCACCAGCUCUCCGAAAUGAUGGACUUUGACUUCGAGUUCGUCCCGGGCAGCGACUACGGCGAGCGCGACGUCCGGACGGGCCGGUGGAGCGGCGCGCUGGGGGACCUGGUGUCCGGGAGGACGGACGUGCUCAUCGCGGACCUCACCAUGACGGCGCAGCGGGAGGAGGCCAUCGACUUCGUGCCGCCGUACUUCGAGCAGUCCGGCAUAUCGAUCGUGAUUCGCAAGCCGGUGCGCAAGACGUCGCUGUUCAAGUUCAUGACGGUGCUGCGCCUCGAGGUGUGGAUGAGCAUCGUGGGCGCGCUCGUGGCCACGGCCGUCAUGGUGUGGCUGCUGGACCGCUUCUCGCCGUACUCGGCGCGCAACACCAAGUACCCGUACCCGUGCCGCGAGUUCACCCUCAAGGAGAGCUUCUGGUUCGCGCUCACCUCCUUCACCCCUCAGGGCGGCGGCGAGGCGCCCAAGGCGCUGUCGGGCCGCACGCUCGUCGCCUCGUACUGGCUGUUCGUCGUGCUCAUGCUCGCCACGUUCACGGCCAACCUGGCCGCCUUCCUCACCGUCGAGCGCAUGCAGACGCCCGUGCAGUCGCUGGAGCAGCUCGCGCGCCAGUCGCGCAUCAACUACACCGUGGUGGGCGGCUCCGACACGCACGCGUACUUCACCAACAUGAAGCAGGCCGAGGACACGCUCUACAGGGUGUGGAAGGAGAUCACGCUGAACGCGAGCAGCGACGAGACGCAGUACCGGGUGUGGGACUACCCCAUCAAGGAGCAGUACGGACACGUCCUGCUCGCCAUCGAGCGCGCCGGCACGCUGCCCAACGCCACCGUCGGCUUCCAGAAGGUGCUGGAGAGCGAGGACGCGGAGUUCGCCUUUAUCCACAACGCGGCGCACGUCCGGUACGAGGUGAGCCGGAACUGCAACCUCACCGAGGUCGGCGAGGUGUUCGCCGAGCAGCCCUACGCCAUCGCCAUCCAGCAGGGCAGCUACCUGCAGGAGGAGCUGAGCCGAAAGAUCCUGGAGCUGCAGAAGGACCGCUACUUCGAGGCGCUCACCGCCAAGUACUGGAACUACAGCCUGCUGGGGGACUGCAACUCGGGCGGCGACAACGAGGGCAUCACGCUCGAGAGCUUGGGGGUGUGCGGCCUGGUGUUCGCCCUCAUCACGCUCGGCGCCGAGGUCGUCUACUACAAGCGCAAGGAGAACGCGGUGACGGACCUGCAGCCCGCCCGCGCCAACGGCGACAACAACGGCACCACGGCCAAGGACAGCAUGCGGCGCGCCUUGGCCGAGGUGAACCAGGUCGCCGCGGACAGGUCCGUGCUGCUGACCAAGUCGUCGAUCGCGAGCCUGGCCAAGCAGCGAAGGGCGGCGCAGGGCCUGGGCCAGCAGGGCCUGGCCACCAUCACCGUGCGGCCCCCGCCCCCCAACGCCCCAGUCCCGGGCCUCCCCUACGCCUCCGUGUUCCCGCGCGGGAACCUGUACUGAGUUGUUGAGGGUGAGAUGCUGUCUCUAUGCUCGCACUGCUGCGGCUACACCGAAUAGAGUGACGACAAGGAUGCUAGAAGAGGAUGGCCAUUGGCCAGUUAAUGAACACAAAGUCUGGGCUUUUAGUUUCUUUAUAAAUGUGUCCUUUGUUGUUA
Frankliniella occidentalis (western flower thrips) is the source of this 3332-nucleotide messenger RNA. RefSeq lists its product as uncharacterized. The transcript is spliced from 14 exons. Gene Ontology annotation, molecular function: glutamate-gated receptor activity; transmitter-gated monoatomic ion channel activity involved in regulation of postsynaptic membrane potential. Lineage: Eukaryota; Metazoa; Arthropoda; Insecta; Thysanoptera; Thripidae. Bases 148 to 3177 code for a protein of 1009 amino acids. The record is from RefSeq and is a predicted model, not a curated record. Gene Ontology annotation, cellular component: postsynaptic membrane; plasma membrane. Gene Ontology annotation, biological process: synaptic transmission, glutamatergic; monoatomic ion transport; modulation of chemical synaptic transmission.